AUGAACGGCACUACUGGAAACCUUUCGUCCAUUAAACCGGAAGUCAUAUGGAUACCAUAUAGUUUUUUGAUUGUACUAAUGAUAGCCGUACUAGCUUUUUCCUUUGUACGAUACCACAGACGGAAAAUCACAAAACGAAAAUGGACCAAAGAGUACGCAGAUGAAAAUUUGCAUAUUCAAAGAGCUGGAAUUCACGGGAUCACUUGCAACUCCAAUGACAUGAGACUUGUUGAUUUGGGAUCAUCAAUGAUGCAUCCAGAAAUCUUAAGAUUGUGUACCGACUUUUCGAUCCAAUCAUUACCCAACUUCGCUCGGCACAAUUUAGAACUGAAAUCCAGUAAAGACACGGAUGAGUCCGUAGAUGUUAAUAAGAUAGUCAUAGAAGAUUGGAUGGAACACAAGGAGCUAAAACAAAUGAGAAUCUCAAAUCUUUCAGCGGGGAUCCAUAAGGACACUUCAGCAACCUUCCAGAAGGAUGCUCUUGUAAGCUUCCAAAAAGAUGGUUCAGAAAAUUUUGAUCAUGACUUGGUAGAGAUUGGAAUCGAUGAAGUGUGUGAAUCUUGCAAGAGGAUUGUGUUACAGUAUCACAAACAUAAUCCGCAUCGAUUGAAAACAUUGAAGGAUUCGCUACACUCUCAUCCACCAUACCCAUUUGAAACGCAAGCAAAUUCAUUCGUUCCUAUUGUAAAUAACGAACUUAAAAGUGCAGAACAUUUUUGUUUGUGUAAAUGUCGAUGCUGCAAUGCCAAUGUUAACCGUGAACCAGUGACACCAAUCUUGCAACCCAAAACUGAAGAUGUUGUGACUGUCGGCAAUGAACGUCUUGGAGAGUACCAUGAUUCUCUGAUACAAUCAGAAAGCCAGCAUACUUCUCAUUUGAAUGACAACAUAGUUUGUCCCAAAGGCGAUAUCUAUGCGAUACCUGAAAAGAAAUGGUGGUCACAUAAAAUCUUCAACGACAAAUACGUUAAACCUACUAAAAAUACAGAUAUGUUCGAAAGAGCUAUUGACAAGGUUGCCUCUAUGGUUGAUAUAGAUCUGUCGCAACGGAAAUGUUACGAAAACACCAAAACUGGAGUGACAAAUCACGGGAAGGCUUUACCAAAACGAAAACGAUCAUAUGUUCGAAAAUCAGUUUCAAAGAGAAGGCAUCGAAACUCUCUUUCAAUGUCUCAAGCUAAAAGCACGUCUCAAAGCUACGUAAGUAGCUAUCAUAAACGACCUUUGUCGCAAAUUAGAAUCGCAACAGAUUACAGUUCAACGACAAGCAGUGAAAGACAAUCCGAUGAUGAAUAUCGGUCGUACGAAGAAAUAUGGUCUGGUCGUAACGACAUCGGACAAGCUUCCAACAUCCAUAACGAUACGUUUAAAAAUCAACUUUCUUCAACGUCUCGCAACACGAAACCAGAUUGCCAUCGGUCAAAAGGAUGCCAUAAAUCAUAUUUGCCCAGAAUAAAUUUCCAUUACAGUCAAACAAUGACAGAAAAGUUUAAAGAGCCAUUGAACAUGGAUUCAAUUAGUGACUGUAGCGUGAAUGUGAAAAUGAAAUUACCUCCAGAAUUACAAAUAAAUUCUUCAAGUGAAAAUUCUGUCGCUUAUGAGAAAUGGUUAUCACGAGAAACCUCCCAGAUCAAUUCUAACCUGAUUGAGAUGGCGAAAUUACCCGGAAAGUCGAAUACUGAAUCCAAUAGAGACCCUGACAUACAAAAACAAUUGAAAGUAGACGAUAAGAGAAAAGACGACAUAAGAUCAAUAGCUCAGUCUUGCCAUCAUCAAUUAAUAAAGUGUACAACACUUCACAAUCCAUACGAUCAAUACUUUAAUUGUACAGAUGCAGAAAAGAUGAAUCAAGUUGUACCAAAAAGUAAUGAAAAUCGAACUGGUGAUAUAUAUUGGUUAGACAUACACAACGAAGAUACGAUAGUUUAA
Messenger RNA from Lottia gigantea (owl limpet), 1929 nucleotides. RefSeq lists its product as hypothetical. Lineage: Eukaryota; Metazoa; Mollusca; Gastropoda; Lottiidae. The record is from RefSeq and is a predicted model, not a curated record. The transcript is spliced from 2 exons. Bases 1 to 1929 code for a protein of 642 amino acids.